Acanthosepion pharaonis is the source of this 1584-nucleotide messenger RNA. The record is from the annotation of a GenBank genome assembly. NCBI's taxonomy places the organism in Eukaryota, Metazoa, Mollusca, Cephalopoda, Sepiida, Sepiidae.
AUGCCGGGCGCUCGUUGCCGUGACCAAGAAAGAGUUUGCAAUGGGGACAGGUAUUUCUUCUUCUUCUUCUUCUUCUUGUAUCUUCUUCUUCUUCAUCUUGUAUCUUCUUAUUCCCUUACCUCUUGUACUUCUUCUUCUUCUCCUUUUUCUUCUUCUUGUAUCCUCUUGUUCCCUUACCUCUUCUUCUUCUUCUUCUUCUUUUUCUUCUUCUUCAUCUUGUAUCUUCUUAUUCCCUUACCUCUUGUACUUCUUUUUCUUCUUCUUGUAUCUUAUUAUUCCUUUAUCGCUUGUACUUCUUCUUCUUCUUCUUCUUCUUCUUUUUCUUCUUCUUCAUCUUGUAUCUUCUUAUUCCCUUAUCUCUUGUACUUCCUCUUCUUCUUCUUCUUGUAUCUUCUUGUUCCCUUACCUCUUCUUUUUCUUCUUCUUCUUCUUCUUUUUCUUCUUCUUCAUCUUGUAUCUUCUUAUUCCCUUACCUCUUGUACUUCUUUUUCUUCUUCUUGUAUCUUAUUAUUCCUUUAUCGCUUGUACUUCUUUUUCUUCUUCUUCUUCUUCUUCUUCUUCUUCUUCUUCUUCUUCUUCUUCUUCUUGUAUCUUCUUAUUCCCUUAUCUCUUGUACUUCUUCUUCUUCUUCUUCUUGUAUCUUCUUGUUCCCUUACCUCUUCUUUUUCUUCUUCUUCGUCUUCUUUUUCUUCUUCUUCUUCUUUUUCUUCUUCUUCAUCUUGUAUCUUCUUAUUCCCUUACGUCUUCUUCUUCUUCUUCUUGUAUCUUCUUAUUCCCUUAUCUCUUGUACUUCUUCUUCUUCUUCUUCUUGUAUCUUCUUGUUCCCUUACCUCUUCUUCUUCUUCUUUUUCUUCUUCUUUUUCUUCUUCUUCUUCUUCUUCUUCUUGUAUCUUCUUAUUCCCUUAUCUCUUGUACUUCUUCUUCUUCUUCUUCUUGUAUCUUCUUGUUCCUUACCUCUUCUUCUUCUUCUUUUCUUCUUCUUCUUCUUCUUCUUCUUCUUCUUCUUCUUCUUCUUCUUCUUGUAUCUUCUUAUUCCCUUAUCUCUUGUACUUCUUCUUCUUCUUCUUCUUGUAUCUUCUUGUUCCCUUACCUCUUCUUCUUCUUCUUCUUCUUCUUCUUCUUUUUCUUCUUCUGCAUCUUGUAUCUUCUUAUUCCCUUAACUCUUGUACUUCUUCUUCUUCUUCUUCUUUUUGUUCUUCUUCUUCUUGUAUCUUCUUGUUCCCUUACCUCUUCUACUUCUUCUUUUUCUUCUUCUUCUUCUUUUUCUUCUUCUUCAUCUUGUAUCUUCUUAUUCCCUUAACUCUUGUACUUCUUCUUCUUCUUCUUCUUCUUCUUCUUCUUCUUCUUCUUCUUGUUCCCUUACCUCUUCUUCUUCUUCUUCUUCUUCUUUUUCGUCUUCUUCUUGUAUCUUCUUAUUCCCUUACCUCUCCUCUAAUUUUGUUCCUAUCUAUCUAUCUAUCUAUCUAUCUAUCUAUCUAUCUAUCUAUCUAUCUAUCUAUCAUUUUGUUCCUAUCUAUCUAUCUCUUUUUUUCUUCCUAUUUACACUACAGGCAAAAAACUUGUGGUUACCCUGCGUUUCUUUAA